AUGAUCGAAAAUUUUGUUAUUCCUAUAAAUAAGGAUGAACUUUCACAAACUCGGAGUGGACAAUAUUUCGUUGAAAAACUUGUUCCCAUACGACUAUUAUCACAAGCCCUUGAUGAAGCUCGAACAGCAUUCCAAUACAAUGGUGUUAAUUUUAUUUUCAAACAUUUUGAUACAUUUUUUUCUCUAAUUGUUUAUGGAAAUAAAAUUGAAUUGCCAAUUAUUAUGCGUGGUUUUAUCAGAAUUCAAAAAGCUAUUGAGACGUUAGUACUUGAUUUGGAAAGUAUAUUUGAAAGAGGAAAUGAAUUAGAAGAAGAAGAUAGGCUCAAAUUUUUAAACAUAAAUAAAAUGCUCGGAUAUUUGUUCUCUGGGCUUAUUUGCCAUAUAAAUGAUGAAAUUUCUAAGGAUGUAAAUGAUAAAUGCAUAGGGAAGCGUAAAAAGUCUGUGAAAUCAGAUAUAGAAGAAGAAUGGGAAAUUAGUAGAGAGAAAGUAUUAGAAUAUAUUUAUAGAUUAUUACAGUUACCACUACAAAAACUUUGGCAACCUCCUAUUUUGGAGGAUUCAUUUAUUACAUUAUUUACUAAAGUGUGCUAUAAAAUUUUAGAACAAUGUAAAGAUUCAAAGCAGAAAUACAUAAGACAAACAAUUUUUGAGAUUUUAGGUACUUCAGUUAAAAAAUAUAACCAUGGUAUAAGCUGUGUAAUAAGAAUUAUUCAGUUGGUGAAAUUGCAUGAUGUGUUAGCAGCUUAUAUAGCUGUUGGAGUUAUUCAAAUGAUUAACAGUUGUGGUUGUAAUGGUUUAAUAAGAGAAAUAAUAAAAGAGAUUGGUGAAAGUGAAUUAUCUGAACCUGAUAGUCGCAAUAUAUCAAUAUUUUUGGAAAAUAUUGCUACUACUGAACCAAAAAUCAUAAUUCCUAUUCUUGAUGAUGUAAUGGAUUAUUUAGCUAGUGAGCACUAUACUAUGAGAAAUUGUACUAUUACUAUUAUACGUGAGGUUGUACAAAAAACAUUAACUGGAGAUGAUCUCACACAAGAACAAAAAGAUCAACGUGAUGAAUGUCUUAAUAGCUUGGAAGAACAUAUUCUUGAUAAUAAUGCUUAUGUCAGAUCAAAAGUUUUACAAGUUUGGCAACACUUAUGUUGUGAAGGAGCUAUUCCAUUAGCAAGGCAAGGAAGACUUUUAGCUGCUACUGCAUUACGUUUAGAAGAUAAAAGUGCAAUUGUAAGAAAACAAGCAUUACAAUUAAUGCGCGCCUUACUACAAGGUAACCCAUUUGCAGCAAAAUUAAACAAAAUAGAAAUUUCUAAAUCAUUAGAAAAAGAAGAAAUAAAACUAAGAGAGCUCCAAACUGAAAGUGUUAGUAAAAGUGCUCGUGGUGACAAUCAAAGAUUAGAACUGUGGAAUACAUUCCUUCCAGAAAUAAGAAAAGCAUUAAAAAAAGUUAUUAAUGACAGAGGAAACAAAGAUAAAGAGCAAGAUAAUGAAACUGAAGUGGAAGAUAUCAAUGUUGAUAUAGCAUUUGAGCAUGUCAGACACUUAAUGUUAAAAGAAAAAAUACUUGAAGCAGUAACAUAUUUAUGGAAAGUUUGUAUAAAAUUAAAGCAGAGUCCAGAUAUAGAAAAUCUGUCUCCUGAAGCAAAGGAGGAAUGUCUAUUUUUACUUUUAUUAAAAACAUUUAUGGAAUCUGAAAAUAAUACAAGUAAUGAAAAUGAAAGCACAAAUAAAAAGCAGUUGACAGAUAAGAAAAAUAAUGAGAUAGAAGAAAUAAUAGCGAUAAAACGAGUUGUAAAUUAUUUGAAAAAUUGUUUAGAAUUUGCAACUGAAUUAGAAAUUGCUAUACCUAUGGCAGAAAAGUUGCUUUUUUCUACUACAGCAAGUGAUGCUAUUGAAGCAUGUGCUUUACUUGGAAUUGCUUAUCAAUUUGGUGUAGCUGGAGCUGCAGAUGCUAUUCGCGAUGCUUUGUUUCAAGUAUUUCAUCGUGAUCAAUCAGUGCGCAAUAACAUAGCAAUGGUGUAUAAAGAUCUUUAUUUAAAUAAGAAUGAAAAUCAAAAGUCAAAACGACAAGAAACUCUUCAGUGUGUUAAAUCAUUGAUUGAUUUACUAAAGGGACUUCAACCAGGUCAAAGUCAAGCUUUGACUCAGCUUAUUUCAACUUGGUAUAAUAAUGAUGAUAUCAAUAACGAAAUAUUACAGGUUUUAUGGGAAAAAUUUUCAAUGAAAUCAUCAGAUACAGAUUCAUUAGAUAGCAGAACUGCUUUAAUGUUAAUAACAAUGAUAGCUCAAGCUCAGGAUGGUAUUAUAACUGGUAAUUUAGAAGUAUUAAUAAAAGUAGGACUUGGGCCACGAGCAAAGACUGAUCUUUUACUGGCUAGAGAUACAUGUAGAGCAUUGCUGACUGUAAAACAUAAAAAUGAUGAUAUUGAAAAGUCAUUUAUUAGGUAUCCCAAUGAUCAUGAAAUGUUUAAAGAAAUUCUUGCAUUACUAAUAGAAAAUUUUACAAAUUUAAAAGAGGAUGGAUAUAUUUCAUUUGCAACUGAUGCAAUUAAUGCCAUAUACCACCUAGCAAAUCAGCCUGAUCAUUUAAUAAAGCAAUUGUUAUUAGAAGUGUAUAUUCAGGGACAAUUUAAUAGUAAUUCGUCUGAACAUACUGUUUCAUCCUUUUUGUUGUCUAAAUUAUUAUAUUUAAUUGGACAUAUUGCAAUUAAAGAAAUGGCACAUUUAGACACAUCAGUUUAUAAGGAAUUAAAACGAAGAGAUAUUAUACGAAAUUUGAAGAAAGGAAAAAAUUCCGAUAAAAAUGAACAAAAUUUAAAUAUGUCUCGAAAAUCGAAUGCGGUAACAACUCCAAAUAGUGCAAGACAAAUAAUUCGUAAUAAAGAGACAAGUAUAAUUAUGGAAGACAAUGGAGAGGAGGCUGUAGAAGGAGCAGCAGAGGAUGCAGAUGCAGAAUUUAUAAAUGAUAUUCUUGAAAAUCAUAUUGUUACUGGAGAUGGACUCUUAGUACAAUUUAUACCAUUAGUGUUAGAUGUAUGUCAAUAUCAUGAUAAAUAUAACAAUGAAGACAUACAAGCUGCUGGAGCUCUUGCUCUCAGUAAAAUGAUGACAGUGAGUUCCAAUUUCUGUGAAAAAUCUUUACAACUUUUAAUCACAAUAUUAGAACGCUCACCAUAUCCUGGUAUUCGGGCUAAUGUUCUUAUUGGAAUAAGUGAUCUUACAACUAGAUUUCCAAAUCAAAUUGAGCCAUGGAUAAAACACGUUUACGGCAGACUCAAAGAUGAAGAUAUAAAUGUAAGAAGUACUUGUAUCCGAGUAUUGUCGAGUCUGAUAUUGAGGGAAAUGGUACGUGUGAGAGGUCAAAUAUCAGAAUUAGCUCUUUGUAUAGUUGACAAAGAUACUCAAAUUCGACAAGAUGCAAAGCAAUUUUUCAAAGCACUUUCACAAAAAGGCAAUGCUUUGUACAAUGUGAUGCCUGAUAUAUUGUCUCGAUUGACUGAUCCUGAUUUAGAUAUAAGUGAAUCCGAUUUUCAGAAAAUUUUAAAGUAUAUCUUGAAUUUAUUACAAAAAGAAAAACAAGUUGAUGCCAUUAUUGAUAAAAUUUGUACUAGAUUUAAAUUGGCUACUACAGAAAGACAAUGGCGUGACUUUGCAUAUUGUCUUUCACUUCUACAAUUUAGCGCAAAAAGUAUACGCCAUCUUAUAGAAUGUUUACCUCUAUUGAAAGAGAAAAUUCAUCAUAAGCAAGUUUUAAAAGCAUUGCAAUCUGUUAUUGACCAAACAAAGAAAAAAGUGAAUACAAAAGCAGCAUGUAUAGAAUUGGAAGAAAAGAUAGAGGAACUCCUUAAAGGAAGAGAAGAUACAAAUCAGAAUAGCAAUGAAGUAAUGCCACCACCUCCGGCACCAAAAUCAAGAAAGCGUAGUAGACGCACAAAGCACAGAAGUAGUAGUGAAGAAGAGGAUGGUAAUAUCGAUAGUGAUUCUGAACCAAUACCCGUAACUAAAACAAGAAGUUCUAAAAUAUCAAAGUCACGAGAAUCCAAAUCGAGUUCUAGUUCGGAUUCAGAUACUGAUGUACCAUUAAAAACUCCUAAAAGACAACCUAAGAUAAAUACAUCUACACGAAGUGUAAUCCGAUCAAGUCGGAAAAAGCGUAUCGAUUCAGUUGCAAUCACACCAUCAUCAUUGCCAAAAGGAAAUGAGAAACAUUCAAUAUCAGUGCGUUCUUCAGAAAGAUCUUCGGCACGUUUAUAUCAAUUACGAGCAAAAAAUUAA
This is a messenger RNA of Eufriesea mexicana, 4266 nucleotides long. RefSeq names its product CAP-D2 condensin subunit (gene Cap-D2). NCBI's taxonomy places the organism in Eukaryota, Metazoa, Arthropoda, Insecta, Hymenoptera, Apidae. The transcript has 21 exons. Gene Ontology annotation, biological process: meiotic chromosome condensation; mitotic chromosome condensation; mitotic cell cycle. The coding region runs from base 1 to 4266 and encodes 1421 amino acids. Gene Ontology annotation, molecular function: histone binding. The record is from RefSeq and is a predicted model, not a curated record. Gene Ontology annotation, cellular component: condensin complex; condensed chromosome, centromeric region; nucleus.